AUGUUUCCAGAAUUUCUGAAUUCGAAUGAUGAAACGGAAGGAAAUGACACUAAAACCAGAUGUACCUGUGGCAAGAAUGUUAAAGACCCUUCAAAAUGGCUUGCACAUCUUCUAAAACGUCCUUGUAACAGAAAAAGUCAAGCGUGCUCAAGAAAAUGUCGCUGCUUCAAUUGUAAGAACAAAAAUAAUGCUGCCUUUGAGGGAGAGAGGCAAUUAGGCGAAACACGCAAACGCAAACGCGGAUGUACAUGUGGUAAUACCUUAAACAAAGAAGAUAAAGGUCGUGUAUCGUGCAGAGAUGGAAAAAGAAAAAGAAAAUGUCCAUGCGUUGCCGAAGGACUCGGGUGUACCGAGUCAUGCAAAUGUUACAACUGUGGAAAUAUCUUUCAAAUUGGCGGUGUUUCCGCUUCACCAGGCACAGGAAGAAAGAGAAGGAGAGCUACCAUUUCAACCUACAAGAGACAACGAGGGAAAGAGUUUAUGGAAAGACAGAAAGCUCCAGUGACCUCGGGACCUUGGAGACUGCUAGAAACAUUGUGUCUAGUAGUUUGUAAAGAAAUUCUCUUCAUUAGAGAGCUUCCAAGAAAUUCAUCAAACUUUUCAACGCUGUACAACUUUGUUGCAGAAUCGGACAAGGUUAAGGAAAUGUCUUUAACGAUUGAACGAAAAAGUACAGCUCAAGUAGCGGCAAAAAUCGCACAUUUGUCAGAACAUAGUCAUUGUUGA
Porites lobata is the source of this 726-nucleotide messenger RNA. The record is from the annotation of a GenBank genome assembly. NCBI's taxonomy places the organism in Eukaryota, Metazoa, Cnidaria, Anthozoa, Scleractinia, Poritidae.